AUGGGAGCCAAGCGGCGCGGCGCGGCGGGCGGCCGUAGCGGGGAGAAGCGCGGGCGGCGAGAGGUUGCCGCCGAGCUGUGUGCUGCCCUCGGCGACGCGGCGCUACAGGAGCGGGCGGCAGCGGCUUGGGACGGCGGAGAGCCGCUCCGACACGAGGCCGUGGUGGUGGAGCAGGCCCCGUUCCGGCAUGGCGUGGUGCGCGGCCUCCUGGCUAGCCCAGCCUUCGCGGCGGCGUUGGGCGACGAGCUGCUGUGCCUGGGCUUCCGAGAGCGGCGGAACGACUUGCUGUCCUUGCGGCAGUCCGAGGAGCUGGGGGCCAGGCCGGAGCCCCACGUCAGUGCACUGAGGCGGGCGCUGAGCGGGACCCUGCGGGUGUGGCUGGAGGCUGUCACCCACAUCGAGCUGGAGCCUUCCAUCGACAUCUCCUGCGCCAAGUAUGAGAGCACAGAUGUACUGCUGUGCCACGAUGAUGAGCUGGAAGGCCGGAGAAUUGCUUUCAUCCUGUACCUCGUGCCGCCCUGGGAGAAAAGCGAUGGGGGGACGCUGGACCUCUUUAGCACAGAUGAACACUUUCAGCCACAGCAAGUCAUGAAGUCAUUGAUGCCUUCGUGGAACACACUGGUUUUCUUUGAAGUGUCUCCAGUCUCUUUCCACCAGGUGUCAGAGAUUCUGUCGGAGGAGAAGUGCCGCCUGUCGGUGAGCGGCUGGUUUCACGGCCCCCCAGUGGAGCGCCCUGCACGCUACCUUGAAGCUCCCUUGCCCAGGAGCCCACAUGUCCCUUAUGACCAUGAAAUCUUGUAUGAGUGGGUCAAUGUAGUUUAUUUGGACAUGGACUCCCAAGCUCAAAUCCAGGAGGAAUUUGAGGAGCGAUCAGAAAUUCUCCUGAAGGAUUUUCUUAAGAAAGAGAAAUUUCAACUUCUGUGCGAAGCUUUGGAGAACAAAGACAUCCAGUGGAGCAGUCGGGGGCCUCCCAAUAAAAGGCUCUAUGAAACAGCAGAGGAAGACAGCCUCCCUGACAUCCUGAAGAACUUCCUGCAGUUCUUGCGCUCAGAGGCACUGUUUUUAUUGCUUUCCAACUUCACUGGUCUAAAGCUGCACUUCCUGGCCCCCUCAGAUGAGGAUGCUGGGGAAGGAAAAGCAGCAGACAGUGCUGGGCACAGCAGUUCCAAAACCGAGGAGGAAGAGACUGAACAGCGCGCUGAUAGCAGUACCCGUCAGCCAGACCAGCCUGACAACAUCUCUGAGGCACAAGACAGUGAGACACUGAAUGGGUCGAGUACCCCGAUGUGUGCAGGGGAGCUGCGGCGCUGGACCAAGGGGCACUAUACUCUAGUCCAUGACAAUCAAGCAACUGAAUUUGCUCUUGACCUGCUCUUCUACUGUGGCUGUGAAGACUGGGAUCCAGAGUAUGGUGGCUUUACUUCCUACAUUGCUAAAGGUGAAGAUGAAGAGCUGUUGACUGUGAAUCCAGAGGACAACUGCUUGGCCCUGGUAUACAGAGACAAAGAAACGAUGAAGUUUGUGAAAUACAUCAAUCAUCGCAGCUUGGCACGCCUGAAAAAGCACCCGAGCAGAAGAGGAUUUUGGGAUUUCUCAUUUGUCUAUUAUGAGUGAUGGCACAGUGGCCAUCACACACUGAAAAUGGUGGUGGUGGCUUUGGGGCAGGGCUGUGUGCAAGUGUUCAGCUGGGCCUGCCUGAGCCCAACCUUCCUGAUGCUAACUUGAUCAUGCUGUAUGUGAACUAUUCCCUAUUUAGGGGGCCCAGUGACUUUUUUAUUAAGUGGAAAUCAUGUCUCCUCCUGACUUGGUUGCACUCUUAGCCACUCGUAAUGGUACAUGGAGGGUGCCAGCCCCGUGUGACUGACGGCUUCCCAGCCCUUCUCUUGUGGAAGUGAGAUGUGUGGGAUGAGUCUCUCCUCUGGAAGGGUGAAAACUACAAGCGCGCAUGGCCCCAAGUUAAUGACUCCUGUGUUGUUUUUGUUUUUUAAUAAGAGGUCAGUUAAAUCCUUCAAACUGUAGUUGAGCAAGUUCUGUUACAAAAUACGCAGGGCAUUUUCUGGAAUUUAAGUGUGUUCACCUUUUGUAGUGGCAGAAAUAAAGGAGCUGCCCAGGGAAAUAGGUGUACAGCUCUGUGGAAUCAUGAAGGAAGAAAGUCAGGCUGUAAAGCUGCUGGCAUUGGCAGCCUGGCCUUGGCACUCUAACAGGAGCAUGACUUCAUUAUGCUAAAUGCUGUGCAGACAAACCCAGAUGGAGCCCUUACUCCUGUGAGUUUACAAGUUAAGCAGUAGAUGAAAGAAGAGACCUGCUCCUAUAUUCUUUGUCUAUACUUGAACAGCUCUGUGCUUCAAAUCUGAAAGAGCUGUGGCUGCAGUCUCAGAUCAGGAGAGGCUGGGCUGGUAGCAGGAACUGCCAACUUGCCUCUUUUGGCUCAUUCUCCACAGCAGGAGGGCUGCCAACAGCGCAUCCUCUUGUCCAUUUCCAGCUCUGUCCUGCAGUCUGCUGGGCUCCGGCGUGGCUUCUGUCACUGCAAAUGGGCUGCUCAGAUCCUUCCAGCUAACAGGUAUCAAAGGAAGAUGGCCAGCUGGACAGUAAGCACCAUGCUGUAGGCUUGGCCCUGGCAUGCAUGCACUUGCCUAAAAUUUUUCUGCACUCAGGAGAAACACAGGUGUACUUUCAGAUCACCCAAGCUGGCCACUGGGUUUGCAGCACACUGGGAAUUGUAUGCAUUUUCAUUUCCUCCUGCCUUUUUUUGGUCCCAGAGGGUGAGCUGCUCACAGCCUGCCACCACACCGGUUCCAGGUGCAAUGUCACUGGCAACAGAGGUGGUGUGAGAGCACAGCCAGCAGCAGAGCACCAGCAAGCUCCAAGUAAGGCAAGUUGUGUUGGCACAGGCAUUGGGGCAUGACUUCAUGACUGCCUUCUGAAACGGAUUAGGAAGCACGUAGGCUUGGGAGAUCUACGUGAUCUUGUUCAUUCUGCCUUGUUUCCCUAAGCUGGCUUCUCUGUGUGCUGCAGACUUUCCUGCACUCUUUUAACAUUCCUUUGCUGUUCUAAGCUGCUUACAAAGACAAGGGGAUGAACCUAGAAACAUGCUGCAAAGAGUGUAGAACUCUUUAUGAAUUACUAAUUUAAGUUAAUUUCUGAAGCACUCUCCUCCCAUUGUGAGCAACAGCUUUUAGGGGACAAAAACCCUUAACUCUGAGCUGCUACAGCAGAAAAAUCCCAGUCACUGGAGUUCUCAAAAUCAAAAAUGUUUGGGUGGUUUCAAAGAAAGGUUACAGAUAGCACAGCCACUCAUGGUACAGUCACCUAGGCAAAGCUGGGAGUAAGUUAAUAAACAAAAAGAAACAGCAUGUUCUUCUGCA
Messenger RNA from Lagopus leucura (white-tailed ptarmigan), 3365 nucleotides. RefSeq names its product 2-oxoglutarate and iron dependent oxygenase domain containing 1 (gene OGFOD1). The transcript is spliced from 13 exons. The record is from RefSeq and is a predicted model, not a curated record. The coding region runs from base 1 to 1614 and encodes 537 amino acids. Gene Ontology annotation, molecular function: peptidyl-proline dioxygenase activity; L-ascorbic acid binding; iron ion binding. Gene Ontology annotation, cellular component: cytoplasm. Lineage: Eukaryota; Metazoa; Chordata; Aves; Galliformes; Phasianidae. Gene Ontology annotation, biological process: regulation of translational termination; peptidyl-proline hydroxylation.